This is a messenger RNA of Poeciliopsis prolifica (blackstripe livebearer), 1330 nucleotides long. Its product is annotated as cytochrome b-245 chaperone 1 homolog. Bases 286 to 858 code for a protein of 190 amino acids. The transcript has 7 exons. Lineage: Eukaryota; Metazoa; Chordata; Actinopteri; Cyprinodontiformes; Poeciliidae. The record is from RefSeq and is a predicted model, not a curated record.
UCUCGUGCUGUGAGCUUCAAUCGCCGUCACGUUUAAAAGGCUCGCGGUAAUUGUAUACACAACCGCAGCGGAGGCGUUACGUGACAGCGUCAAUGACGUCAAGUGAGGCGGCCCAGGUGAGCGCGUCCAAUCAGAGUUUCCGAAACCAGGAAGGAAGAGUCACCCAUUGGAGACGGUUGGUUGCGACAACAUGAAGUCAACUUCCUCGUAGUGCAGUAACGCGGCGCCGUUUCUUUUUAAAUCUACAAGGACCAAAGUUCACGGAAGAGAAAAACCAAAAUUAAGAUGGGAUACAUGACAGUAGAGACAAACAGUCCCACUCUGCUCCACCUCAAGAGAUCUCCUGGUGUCCGCUCAUGGUCUCUUGUCGUCGGUAUAGCCUCGGCAGGGCUGGCGGCCGCGCACUACAGCUCGGACAGCGUCCCGUGGAAGCUCUUCUACGUCGCAGGCUGCCUGUUUGUGGCCCUUCAGAACAUGGAGGACUGGGAGGAGGCCGUGUUCGACAAGACCAGGAAGCUGGUAGAGCUCAAGACCAUCAGCCUGUAUGCUCUGGUGCUGACAAUGUGGAGGACAGGCCAGGAGAGAAUCGUGCUGGACCUGACGCAGCUCUGUGACAUUUGUGUCGAGGAGGAGAGGGUCCGAUACCUGGGGAAGGGUUAUCAUGUGAUGCUGAGGUUGGCAGCUGGCAUCUCCUACCCCCUCACCCAGAGUGCCACCAUGGGAGGACGUAGUGAUGUGGAGGCGGUGGCCUCAUUGUUGAAGCGCUUCCUGGGACUGGAUCAGACGCAGUGGAAGCAGCAGGAUUACGAAGACUACGGGGAGGACGACAGCGCGGACUCGGAUAAUGAGGCAGACUAACGCUAGACUAUAUGGAGCAUGCGUUCCCAGAGCAUCUCGGGGCGAAUUAAGUUAAGCCAUCAUGACAAUGCAAAGACAUUGCAGAGAAAGAGGCUCACAUUGCAGAGAAUUCCCUUGUUUUGUUUAUGCCUUUUACCCUAAAUUAUACUUCACACACUGUGGUUUCCGCAAAGAUUAUGCGUUCUGAACUAAUUACUGUUUAAGAGCACAAGUUAGAUUAUGGAUCUAGUGUUGCUCCCUGCUGAGAUAAUUGUUUGGGAGACAAUAGAAAGUACCUUUUCCCAUGGUUUUCUGGACUCACCCAGCUCAGAUCCACCUUCUCAGAUGUUCUCCUACACUGUGUCCAAGGAAUGCAUGUGCAAGUCAUAACCGAGCAUGAGGAACUGGUGAUACAAUUAAGUAUGUUGUGACUUCAUAUUGACGUUUAAAACGUUUUUGUGCGAACCAAAGACUAAAUCUCAGGUAACCUCAA